Messenger RNA from Xenia sp. Carnegie-2017, 2751 nucleotides. RefSeq names its product probable E3 ubiquitin-protein ligase IRF2BPL. The coding region runs from base 678 to 2351 and encodes 557 amino acids. Gene Ontology annotation, molecular function: transcription corepressor activity. The record is from RefSeq and is a predicted model, not a curated record. Gene Ontology annotation, biological process: regulation of transcription by RNA polymerase II. The transcript has a single exon. Gene Ontology annotation, cellular component: nucleus. Lineage: Eukaryota; Metazoa; Cnidaria; Anthozoa; Malacalcyonacea; Xeniidae.
UAUCAAUGACAUCAUGGACAACUCUACUAUUAUGAUUAGACCUUCGUUAGCUAUUCAACAUUGACGAGUUUUACUGACAGCACAGAAAAUUGCCUAUUUGUGUUUAGGUUACAAUUCCUUUCCCUUUGUAGUAUGGAACCCCUGUGAUGUUAAAAGCCACACGAGAACAUGAUGCAUGCCAAUGCGUGUGCGAAUGUAAACGUGUGAUGGCUUUUCUUUACUUGUUUGGAUUUCAAAGCAAAGCCGACAGCGAAUAAAAAAUGUGAAACGUGGGCUAGACCAUGACGUCACACGGUGGAAUCUCACUUUAGAAAGAUUUCUGACAAGUACUCCUAUUGGGAGCUUCCGCUUUAACGUAAAAACGACGUGGCUGUAUAGAACAUUACAUCUUGCGAACUGCAGCUUCAUCGUAGUCUACGUGUAACGAAAAAAUAUUUCUCUCUACCCCAGCUGCCUGAUUUGGACAUCGCUGAUAGUAACGCUUUACUGACGUUAUAGCUUGUUGAAUGUUUGAAUAUUUUUGUGUGACGUAACGUAAUUUGUCGUUGGCCAAGAAAGAAAGAAAGCCGCCGUUGUUGCGUGGCUGUUUGUGAACUAACAUAUCAAGUCGUCGCGAUUUAAAUAGUUUUUCUAUCAUAUUUUUUAAGUGUCAGUCAGUUGUCUCUACUGUUUUGUGAAUGAGAAGGGAAGACGGCGAAAUGUCAUCGCGGGUUUACCGACAACAUUGUUAUUUGUGUGAUCUACCUCACACACCAUGGGCAAUGCUAACAGAAUUCUCAGAGCCGAUAUGUCGAGGUUGCUGUAACUAUGAAGGUGCCGAACGUAUUGAAUACGUUAUAGAACAUGCGAGGACGUUGAGAAAAAACUACGAAUUAGAAAAGGCAAAAGCAGAACAAGGAAAUUAUUCGAAUACUUCGCCUAGCCCGCCGUACGCGUCCAUGAAUGGACGUGCUCCAGCAACUAGCCCUAAUAGCGUAAUGGCCCAACGCAAAUAUUUUGCUUCUAAUGCAGCUUAUGCAUCGGCCAUGGGUCGUGGUGAACCUAUUCCUAAAGGUAUUUCGUCUAGUUUAUAUCCUUCUCGUGUUAGCGCGGCACCGUUGCCAUUAGUGAAAAUCGAAGGGAACCCGAAUGGUCGUGGCUACGCUCUGCCUGCCUCUGUUAGCAUGAAUGCCGUAAUUUCUAAUGUUAGACAGCCGAGUGAAUGUGACGAUGCAACAAGAAAAGGAUUUCCUUCUGCUUUGGUUGCCGGUUUUCCUCAUCCCGGUGGACAUCACGAAGAACAGCCAAGACUUGUACGGGAAACACUGGCAACAUUAAAUCAAUCUACUCCAUUUGAUUUGCGUUUUAAGAAAGAUCCAUCGCUUCGUGCCAGAGCAAUGCAUUUCGACGUAUUUAACAAAUCACAUGCACCGGGUCUAGGCGAUUUCGAAAUGAAGAUUUUCAUCGAGUAUCCUUACGGGUCUGGGAAUUUCAUACAAAGUGCAUCUGGCGCAGCAAAACAGAUGCAAAACGACAGUAUUAAAGAUGUUGUAAAGAGUAGUGCUUCGUCUGGCUGUAAGGCAUUGGAAUACGAGAAAAUACACGGCUCUGGUGAAUGGAUUACUCUUAGUGACUUAAUAUCAGAGAGUGUACGGUGUUUCAAAGAACCUGUAAACACAGACUUACUACCAACGCCUUAUCGUGAAGGCGACAUAGCAAAUUCUCCUUAUAUUAGUAGAAAUCGCGUACCGCGAAAACGAAGAGUGACGCCGGAUUUGGAUGGUGAAAGCGAUCCCAUGGCGAAGCAAGCAAAAGAUGAUCAAAAAAGAGCCGGCGAUCCUAGUAAAAAUGUCAUGUCAUCCAUGGGCCUUCCUUCCAGUAACACAAGCACAGCAAUUCCUUCCGCCUCGGUACCACCAAUGGUGUCAACAAGACCAGGAGGGGGUCCAGGUAAUGUUGACAGUCGAAAUCGUGGCAUUCCUGAUCAUAGUCGACUACAUAAUGGAAUAGGUGAUCCUAUGAGCGGAGGGAAAAUGCCUCCAACAUCGUCUAUGGACAAGAACUCUGGUAUGGGUACUGUCAAAGAUCAGCCAACCGUCACUCCUGGUGUUUUGACUUGUGUAUUAUGUAAUGGACGAUUAGAAGAUACUCAUUUUGUACAAUGUCCUUCAGUAAGUCAUCAUAAGUUCUGUUUCCCAUGUUCUCGUAAAAGUAUAGUUUCUCAAAAAUCAGAAUCGGCAGAGGUGUUUUGUCCGAGCGGUGAACGUUGUCCCCUGCAAGGCAGUAAUCUACCAUGGGCUUUCAUGCCUGAGGAAAUUAAGACUAUAGAAGGUUAUGGAGUAACACAAAAUGGUAAAGACAAAGAAAAGUAAAGUGUUGCUACAAUUGGAGAUGAUGUGAAAGCUCCUCGACGUCCUUGAACGUUCUUGUCAUUUUCCCAAUUCGAUUUCAAUGUUCAAAUUUUAUGAUUGUGUUCUGCGUUGAAAAUUUGUAAUAUAAUUCCUUUAAAAUGCUGAAACUUGUGUAUAGGGCUUGAUUACAUUAAAAGAUAUUCAUUACUUUCAUUUUCUGCGGCAGUUUUUCCUAAAGGUUUUUAUGUUUAUUCCUAGAAUUAUUUCGUAUAACUGAAGAAUGUGUUAAAUAUGCCCUUUUUGGGCUGAGGUCCUUUCUCUAUUUGUAUAUAUUCAUCCAUUCAAAUACAAAUACGUAUUACUUUUACAAAAAUUUACAAUUAUUGGAAGUAUAAUGAGAUUUUCGUAAAAAGCUUGCAAA